AUGGCACACUCCUCGUUUGUCGGACGAACUCAUCCUCCUCGCAAGGUCACAUUAUACGAGAGUAGACGAGAGCGCGAGUUUUACAGAUAUUACGAGCCCAUUCGAGCGCUCACGGGAUCCGGACCACAAUUGUGUGAUCUCCACGAUGAGGCUGCCUUCAAAGCCCACAAGCCGUACUCGUCACCAGAUCCUGCAUUGACAGCAUUCUGCCAACUGGGAGCUUUACGCCUAGGCGCACGCCGUGCUAUGCUAUUCUUCUUUGACAGCAGUUAUGCUUACGUUCUUGCGGAAGCGACCAGAACCCUGUCGCUCCAGGACGACUCUGUACAUGAGAUAGAGGACAACCUUUGGCUUGGACACUCAAUCAUACCUCGAGGCUACACCAUCUGCGAGGAAACCGUAUGUCGGCUACCAGAGGAAGAUGCGGAAGACUUUGACCCCGACCGCAGUCUCAUCCAUGUGAUCAACGAUCUAGAUCAGGACAGUCAAUUCUGCGGACGACCAUAUGUAAAGGAUGGCCCGAAAGCCAAGUUCUAUGCUGGGGUGCCGAUUACCUCACCCAGAGGCAUCAACAUUGGAGCGUACUGUCUGCUGGACGACAGGACCCGAGAUGGUCUGGACGAGAAGGGCAUCGCGUUCAUGCAUGAUAUGGCCAAGACCGUCAUGACACAUCUCGAGAUGGUUCGCGCCAAGUCAGAACACGAGCGCGGCACGACUAUGGUAUCUGGCUUAGGUGCAUUCAUCGAGGGUGCUUCCAGUCUGAAGUUAUGGGAGCGCGAUACCGGCCGUCGUGACUAUCGUCGAGUCGGAGGUGCGGAAGAUACACCUGAGCGCAAGGCGUCACCAGAUGCUGCUCAGUCUGAGGCAGAAGCGCCGGAUGUGAAGUCUUCUCACCUGAAAAGCGGUAUGAAGUUCAAUGCGUCUAAGAUCAAACCUCAAUCUGGCUUUACUGCGAACAAAGCCUCUGGCGUACCGGAAGCUUUGGCCCCCCCAAGAGCUGGUCCACAUAGUGCACCCAAGGUGUCGAAAAACAGCCGGACCGCAACCGAAGACUUUCGCGAUCAAGAUGUGGCCACCAAUAUACGCACGACCUUUCAGCGCGCUGCGGACUUGAUACGUCAAUCAGUGGACGUGGACGGCGCAGUAUUCCUUGAUGCAAGCAUGAGCACAUAUUGCGGUCUGAUCGACACCGAGAGCGGCAGCGAACAGAGCUCCGAAGCAAUGUGCAGCGCCACGGAUGCCACUCUGUCGGAAGUCGAGAAUCGGAAGCGAUCGGACAGCAGAGGAUUAGAUAAGCCGUGCAGAGUCAUGGCUUCCUCCCACACUGUCAACGACAACUUUAACAACGACGGAGAGCUGCAUCUCGACAUACAAGCAGCGAAUGUGACAGAGAGGUUUCUCCGGUCGCUACUCAGACGGAACCCUCGCGGCAAAAUUUGGAACUUCAACGAGACAGGUGAUGCCUCUUCUGACGACUCUUCCUCUGAAGGCGGUACGCCGAGCAGCGAGACAGCGCCUCCAAUUCCAACAGCACUUGACGAUGAUCCAUCAGAACAAAGCUCCACCAACCGACGAGGACAGAAGCGCCGCAAUCGAAUAGAUGAUGGGCGAGAGAUACAGCGACUAUUCCCAGGUGUGCGAAGCGUGGCUUUGGUUGGUAUGUGGGAUGGAAACCGCGGAAGAUGGUUCUCUGCAUGCGCGAUCUGGACAUAUUCGCCACUUCGACUGUUCUCACGAGAGUCAGAAGUCAACUAUAUGGCUGCUUUCUGCGACAUUGUGAUGGCCGACGCUCAUCGUCUUGAAGCCCAAAAUUCGAACACAGCGAAAUCGGAUUUCAUUUCUUCAAUAUCGCACGAGCUGCGAUCUCCACUACAUGGCAUCCUGGGCAGCGUCGAAUGUCUGCAAGAUCAACCCUCAGCGGACUCUUUCAGCACAGAGCUGGUGUCACAGAUUGAGAUAUGCGGCCGAACAUUGCUGGAUAUUGUCAACCAUCUACUCGACUUCUCCAAGAUAAAUCAUCAUGUGAAAGGCUCGAAAGCGUUGGAAGACCAGCGCCAAGGUAUGCCGUCACGGCCACCCCGAAUGCCCAUGGGAGACACCAAACGAGCCCAGCUUGGCAACAUGAUGAAUAUGGAAGCAGACUGCUCACUCGACGAUGUGACUGAAGAAGUGGUCGAGACCGCCGUCUACUCAUACGCGUGCAGUAGGGAAAAGCGAUUCAUCCUGGAUCGCAAAGUGACUGUUGCUCUGGACAUCGAAAGGUCUCCACACAUCAACUGGCGGUGCAAAGUGGCUCUGGGCGGGUGGAAGAGAGUAUGCAUCAAUCUGGUCUCAAACUCACUGAAGUACACAUCCGAAGGCUUUGUGAGCAUCUCAUUAAAGACCGAGCCUGUGCCUGGCAGAAAGAAGAAGUUCAAUGCUGUUUUCCAGGUCACGGAUAGCGGUCGGGGCAUGACCAGAGACUUCCUAGAGAAUCACCUCUUCAACCCAUUUUCACAAGAGGACAGCUUAGUCGAGGGUACGGGUUUGGGCCUGAGCUUGGUGGCGAAGAUCGUGAAAGCCAUGGACGGAACUGUUGAGGUGCAAAGUGAGAAAGAGAAAGGCUCGACUAUCACGGUCACAGUUCCUAUUGACAGCUAUAAGGUCAGCCGCGAGGAGAAGGCGGCACAAUCCCACCUCACAAAGUCUUCAUAUGCGGGCAAAUCAGCUACUAUCCUCAAUUUUGGAGGCUUGCCAAGCGGGACGAGUGGCGGAAAGCUGGUUGUCGGCAAGGGUAUGCUGCGCAAGAGCAUCGAGAGCCAUUGUCGACACCUGGACCUUGAAGUCUCAGCUGACGAUCAUGAAGUCACAACUCAAGCUGAUAUCGCCUUCAUAGCCGAAGAAGACUUGGCACGUUUUGCACACGAAAUGCAAUUGGUCGCCGGAAAAUCACUACUGGACAAGCCGCUCGUUGUAGUCUGCACCUCUGCGGUCUCGCUGCGGCAGCUUCGUGUUACACAUGCUGCUAACGGUUUCAUCACGAAACAAGUCAAAUACGUUGCACAGCCGUGCGGUACGGAACAGCUUCGCAAGGUCGUCGAGAGUUGUUUAUCUGGCCCUCAAACUUCGAGCGAAACAUCCUCGACGGAAGAAGAUCGCCAGUCGACUGGAUCAAGCUCGGAUUCGUCAUCACGUACCGAUCUCUCAGAGGAAUCAGGCCUGGCCUCUGGGCAUCCACUCGCGCUCCUACAGCGCACACAAAUCCCUUUGCACCUCAAUGGUGCUGAAAUCGACAGUAUACUCUACAGUCCGCCUCCAACCUAUUCACCGAAAGCGCUCGAAGAGCAACAGAAACGCUCUCCCCUUCCCACCCCUGGAGGACAAAAUCUCGCUCCAGCAGAAGACUACCUCAGCAGUCGAUCGAGAUCAGCAGGUAAUGCCGUUGCGUCACCACCCGCGACAUCGCCCAAGCAGCCUGCUGUCCGUAAUGAGGCUCCUAGCGAGCGUCCUACUGGCAUGUCAUUGCUCUUGGUUGAUGACAAUCCAAUCAAUCUCCAGCUCCUGGUCAACUAUGCAAGAAAGCAGGGGCACCGAAAACAGAUCGCUACAGACGGCAUGCAGGCAGUUGAAAGAUACAAAGCCACGUGCUUGGGUACAGAAAGCAUUGCUGUCGCCGACAACGUAUCGAUCAAGCAUGGUGAUGUCAAUAGCGCUUCGCCGUUGGACAAGCCACAAGUCAUUCUUAUGGAUAUCAAUAUGCCAAAGAUGAAUGGCUUUGAAGCAACACGAGAAAUUCGAGCUUUCGAACAACAACACGAUUUACAGCCUGCGCAUAUCAUCGCGUUGACAGGAUUGGGCAGCGCCAGUGCACAACACGAAGCCUUCUCUUCUGGAGUGGACCUGUUCUUGACGAAGCCUGUCAGGCUGAAGGAGUUGACUAAGGUUUUGUCGGAGAUCAGAAGUUCCCAGGACGAUACUGGAUCUUCUGAGUCAUAG
Molecule: messenger RNA, 3975 nt
Organism: Recurvomyces mirabilis
Lineage: Eukaryota; Fungi; Ascomycota; Dothideomycetes; Mycosphaerellales; Teratosphaeriaceae
Exons: 2
Coding region: 1-3975 (1324 amino acids)
Biological process (GO): protein autophosphorylation; phosphorelay signal transduction system
Cellular component (GO): plasma membrane
Molecular function (GO): phosphorelay sensor kinase activity; histidine phosphotransfer kinase activity
Source: RefSeq, a predicted model, not a curated record